AUGGCAUCUUUGCAAAACAGUCAAGGACCAACAACAGGAGACCACCAACAGGAAUCUAUUUUCAAAGGCCGUGCAACAGAUGGGAAGAGAUCCAUUGGAAGAUCUUCAAGCUCCAUUUCUACUGCACAGAAGAUGAAGCAGAAGAGGAAACUGACCUCUUUACCUUCAUUACCACUCCAGAAGUGUGCAAGUAAAAGCUACGCGAGUGUCAACAGCGAAGAGGACACAGAAUGUUACAAUGUGAUAGGCCCAGAUGUUUUGCUCACCCCUCCCAUGAUCAACCUGAUCCCUCCUACUCCAUCCAAUUUGAUUGAUGAUGAUCAGUUUUUUGAAAUAAACUCAGAGGAAGGAAGUAUGACACUGUCUUCAGGCAGUGAAUGUGCAGACAGCCCAGGAAGUCCGAAGGACAGACAUACUGACAGCUACAAGACUGGCCAAGGUCCAGAGAUAAGGAGAAUCUGCAGUACUUACAGUGAUAAUGUUAGCCAUAUGGAAGGAGAUGCAUCAGUGAUAACUCCAGGCAACACUGUAAAAUCUGACAUAUAUCUGCUUGACAAGUUUUUAGAAGCGAACAGAGAUAAUGUUUCUUUACAGCAUGGGUCAAAUUCCAAUUGGAACUCAGAGGAAAAGUUUUAUUCAGAUGCUGAAUCUAAUGCAUUAAGUCGGGUGAAUUUGUUCAGAAACUAUCAAGUGGCUCAGCUUCCGCAGUACACAAGAAAAAAAAACUUCAACUCAGGCAUCAACUUGUUGCAGUUCACCGAACAGAACUUGGAUGAUCUAAAUAACAAGGAAGCAAGCACCAGGGAACUCUUGAAGGCAAAACUCCGACUGAAGCCCCUGAAUAUCAAGCUGGAUUCAACAUUGCAAAUAAAGAGGUCAGCAGCUAGAACGUGCAGUCUGGGUGAUGUGAAGACCAUCGCUGGAGACCUUAAGAGCCUAGGGUUAGCUCCAGACUCAGGAACAGAGAGAGGCGACUCGUCACGGCAACGGCGAAUCACUGUUGCUUCCUACAUUCCUUCUUCUGUAGACAAGAAUGGGAAUUUGAAGGACAUGGUGGAUACCAAAGAACAGAGGGACAAAUCUCUAGAGGAAAUGAACACAGACGAAGUCUGUGAAUGGUUCAAAAACCUUGGACUGCAGAGGAGUAUUCCCUUCAUCAAAGAGGCUAAAUUGCAAGGACACCAGCUCGCUGCAAUUGACUUGGAAAUCCUUGACCUACUCCAGCUAACGACUACAGAGGAGAAAGAGAAUCUGUUGUCCUCAAUUUACAAAGAACUCCAUCCGAUGGACACAACCAGCCAAAACUUUGACAAGCUCCUUGAGACAAUCGGCCCUUAUGAUGUCGAGAGAUUUACAGCUGCCCUGGUUGCUCUUAGUGUCUCUCAGAUGCCUCAGUCUUCAGAACGGAUCAGCCAUCCAUCAAGUCACUUCAAGGACAGGGAAGAUAAACAACUGGAGAAAAAAACAAUAAAGAAGUCUAACUUGGUCAAUUUAUCAGUGAAAGCUUUUCAGAGAAAGCUGCAGCUGAAAGUCCCGAGGGAUUCAACAGUUGCUAAAGUAAUUGAUGCAUGUUGGAAAAUUUUGGGGCUGAAAGAUGAUGCCAGUCUUCUGUCCCUGAACAUUGUAACCAGCAGAACGGGUAAAGUGGUCGAGGAACUCCAAGCUGACAAACAAAUAGGGGAGCUGAAACUUUUGGGAAGAAAAGAGCUUAAACUUCAGCUGUGCAAGAAAAACAGCAGCAAUUUCAACAAGCUGGAAAAAGAGGCAGAGUCACAUGUGAAAAAUGAGUCUUGCCAUCCUGACCUAGCACCAGAGCCUGGUGUCGCUCCAACUUCACCUCAAGGCUAUCUGCAGAUUGGACACCAAAGCUGUCAGAAGGAACUGAGAAAUGAAGAAAAUGAGGCAAGUGAAUUAAAGCAGCGUGUGAACCUCAGUCUGGCUCAUUGUCAGGUAUUGGUUUUUGUAAUAAACCUGGCUGCUGAAACUCCUCAACCAUCAAAUGCAGCUGGAAUUCUGUUUGAAUUUCCGACCUUCAGUGAAAAAGAAACGGAAGCUGAAUCAAAUGAAUUGUAA
Pristis pectinata (smalltooth sawfish) is the source of this 2073-nucleotide messenger RNA. RefSeq lists its product as uncharacterized. NCBI's taxonomy places the organism in Eukaryota, Metazoa, Chordata, Chondrichthyes, Rhinopristiformes, Pristidae. The record is from RefSeq and is a predicted model, not a curated record. Bases 1 to 2073 code for a protein of 690 amino acids. The transcript has 12 exons.